This is a messenger RNA of Eublepharis macularius, 728 nucleotides long. It is a transcript of the gene TMEM256, whose product is annotated as transmembrane protein 256. The record is from RefSeq and is a predicted model, not a curated record. Lineage: Eukaryota; Metazoa; Chordata; Lepidosauria; Squamata; Eublepharidae. Bases 24 to 374 code for a protein of 116 amino acids. The transcript has 4 exons.
GAAACAGCGGACUCGGGCGAAGGAUGGCUUCUGCUAGCGGACAGUUUUUCCGACGGCUCGGAGCGCUCAGCGGGGCUGCCGCGGUGGGGGCUGCCGCUUACGGGGCUCACGGGUUCCGCCGCAGUGACCGGGAUGACUACUUGAAAGAGCUCUACGAAACAGCCAACAAGUACCACUUCCUGCACAGCUUGGCGCUGUUGGCCGUCCCCCACUGCCGGUACCCCACGGUGGCUGGGACUGUCCUGUCCACGGGAAUGGGUAUGUUCUGUGGGGCCUUCUACUACCACGCCAUGACGGGAGACCCCACUUUUACCAAAGCGGCACCCUUCGGUGGAACCCUCCUCAUCCUCGGCUGGAUCGCGAUGGCGCCCUGACACACCCCGCCCCACUCCACGAUUUUUUCUUCCAGUGCAGUGGCCGGUGUCUGGUGUCCAUGGGUGGAAGGAAAUGCCUGAUAUGGGGCCAGUAUUGUAACAGGGGGAGUCAAAGGAGGGGAGGAGGUUGCCAAGCCCAGCCAAUGCUGCCUUCCCAGUGUCGUUUCUUGCCCUUGCGACCCUCAUCUUUUUGGGAUAAUUUUUUAGAAUCAAGCACAGAUUUUUGAAGUUAACUCUGCAAUGAAUUUAAGGCCAGGAAAGAAUCAUGUUAAACCACCUGUCUUGACCUGAAUGGGAUGAUAGCUGUGUCUUGACCGGUCCUUAAAAGUGAUUGAAUAAACGAAUGUGAGCUGC